GGUUAUGAAUACAGCCGGAGUGGAAACCCCAGCCGGAAUUGCCUGGAGAAGGCUGUGGCAGCACUAGAUGGAGCUAAAUACUGUUUAGCUUAUGCUUCUGGCUUAGCUGCUACUUUGAAUAUUACUCACCUGUUAAAGGCAGGGGACACGAUUAUCUGCAUGGAUGAUGUCUAUGGAGGCACAAACAGGUACUUCCGAAAAGUAGCCGUGAAAAUGGGUUUGAACGUAGUUUUUGUUGACUGUGCAAAUAUGGAAUGCCUGGAAGCUGCAAUUACACCAGAGACCAAGCUCGUUUGGAUUGAAACGCCCACAAACCCCACACUGAAGAUCAUUGACAUUCAGGCCUGUGCAGAUGUAGUACACAAGCAUAAAGAUGUUCUUCUGGUGGUAGACAACACUUUUAUGUCUGCGUAUUUCCAGCGUCCUUUAUCUCUGGGGGCUGAUAUUUGUAUGUAUUCUGCAACCAAAUACAUGAAUGGGCAUAGUGAUGUUGUAAUGGGACUUGUCUCAGUAAACUGUGAUGAGAUCUACGAGAAGCUUAAAUUCCUACAAAACUCUCUUGGAGCUGUUCCAUCCCCCUUUGACUGUUACCUGUGCAAUCGUGGUCUGAAGACACUGCACAUCCGGAUGAAGCAACAUUUCCACAACGCAUUGGCUGUUGCUCGAUUCCUUGAGUCACAUUCCCGGGUGGAGAAAGUCAUUUUCCCAGGUUUGCCCUCACACCCUCAGCAUGAGCUGAUCAAGCAGCAGUGUACUGGCUGUCCUGGCAUGAUCGCCUUUUACAUUAAAGGGAGCCUCAAAAAUGCUGCUGCCUUCCUCAAGAAUUUAAAGGUUUUUGUGCUGGCUGAGAGUCUGGGUGGCUAUGAAAGCCUUGCAGAGCAUCCGGCCAUCAUGACUCACUCCUCGGUGCCUAAAGAAGAUAGAGAAGCUCUUGGAAUCAGUGAUACAUUACUUCGCCUGUCAAUUGGUUUGGAAGAUGAAGAAGAUUUACUGGAAGACAUAGAUCAGGCUCUGAAAGCUGCA
This is a messenger RNA of Nestor notabilis (Kea), 1023 nucleotides long. It is a transcript of the gene CTH, whose product is annotated as cystathionine gamma-lyase. The transcript has 10 exons. The annotation marks the transcript as partial. Gene Ontology annotation, cellular component: cytoplasm. Gene Ontology annotation, biological process: transsulfuration. Gene Ontology annotation, molecular function: pyridoxal phosphate binding; cystathionine gamma-lyase activity. Lineage: Eukaryota; Metazoa; Chordata; Aves; Psittaciformes; Psittacidae. The record is from RefSeq and is a predicted model, not a curated record.